Messenger RNA from Raphanus sativus (radish), 657 nucleotides. RefSeq names its product ras-related protein RABA1i. Bases 1 to 657 code for a protein of 218 amino acids. The transcript has 2 exons. Lineage: Eukaryota; Viridiplantae; Streptophyta; Magnoliopsida; Brassicales; Brassicaceae. Gene Ontology annotation, cellular component: endosome. The record is from RefSeq and is a predicted model, not a curated record. Gene Ontology annotation, molecular function: GTPase activity; GTP binding.
AUGGGAGCAUAUAGAGCAGAAGACGAUUACGAUUACCUCUUCAAGGUGGUCUUAACGGGAGACUCCGGCGUCGGAAAAUCUAAUCUGUUAUCUCGUUUCACAAGAAAUGACUUCAGCAACGACUCACGUGCCACCAUCGGUGUCGAAUUCGCUACACGCAGCAUCCAAUGCGAUGACAAGAUCGUCAAGGCUCAAAUCUGGGAUACCGCCGGUCAAGAAAGGUACCGAGCCAUCACGAGCGCGUAUUACCGAGGAGCCGUUGGUGCGUUGCUAGUUUACGACGUGACACGUCACGUGACGUUCGAGAACGUUGAGAGAUGGCUCAAGGAGCUAAGGGACCACACGGACGCGAACAUUGUGAUAAUGCUGGUUGGUAACAAAGCUGAUCUUCGUCAUCUUCGAGCCAUCUCUACUGAAGAAGCCAAGGCCUUUGCAGAGAGGGAGAACACAUUUUUCAUGGAGACAUCAGCACUUGAAGCCUUGAAUGUUGAGAAUGCUUUCACCGAAGUUCUGACUCAGAUUUACAGAGUGGUUAGCAAGAAAGCUCUUGAAGCUGGAGAUGAUCCAACCACUGCUUUGCCAAAAGGACAGACAAUUAAUGUCGGAGGGAGAGAUGAUAUCUCAGCCGUUAAAAAACCUGGUUGCUGCUCUGCUUAG